CACGACUCACCACUUACGCCAGCAACAGUAUCGUAGUCCAACGUACAGCCAGCAUACAGCCAGCAGACGAUGCAAUGAGCGACACAACUCCCCUCACCGGGCGUCUCGUCCCACUGCGGACCAAAGACGAAGUGCGCGCCAGUCUGGAGACGCACGUUGUCUAUGUCAUCGAAGUGUCUGCGAAGCAUGCCAACGCUGUCAAGGAUGUCGUGCAAGCAGCCGUCCCCGACUUCAAAACGUCAGAGAUCUCGCACCUUCGCCGCGUUGUGCAGUUCAAAUACCUACCGGCCCAUCUGCAGAAGCAGUUCUACCCGCCCGCGAGGCUUCCGAGAGGUGAUGAGGAUGAUCCUGCACCAGCAUCAUUGUCCCCAUCCACUGUAUCAUUGCCCUCCUCCUCUCCUCCGUCCACAUGCACUGGCGACGAUUGCACUGCUGGCGAGGAAGUUACUAAAGACAUGGAUCUAGUGCGCUACUUCCUCUUGUGUCCCACGAGACACAUCCCGCAUGCAGAACUCCACAGUCUCCUGCUCAAAUGUCCUCCCUUCGACAACGGCAAGACGAGGCCGAGGAUCCUGUACGUCACCGUCCCCUCGCUGGCACCCAUAUCUGCCGAGCAGUCCGAGCAAUGGAGCGAACAGUACUGGCCCAUCUCUUACAAGAACACCAACCCAUACGGUCCGCACCCUAGCCUUGUUGCACGCAAUCAGGCGGAGAUCGAAGACAAAGUGGGCAACUGGCUUGCGCUCGCUCGCACGGCUGGACAGUGCAUUUCGGAGCAGUGCCUGGGAGAGUCGCUCGGUGUAGUCGUCGUGGACCAGACCAAAGCAGAACCCGAGGUCAUUGUUGUUUCGGGCGACUGCCGCUGGAGAUCCCCAUCAGGCGCCAUCGAGCGUCACCAAGGUACCGGAAACAUCAUGGCUCAUGCUGUCCAGCGCGCCAUCGCUAUGGUCGCAAAGAAGAGGCUUCGAGCUGCAGGCGCCGACCCUGCACUGCUCGAUCGCUCGCUGUUCUGCGACAUACCUCUCACCGAGAUCGAGAAGGAGUACUACGUGAAGGACAACAUCAACCAGAGCGGCUAUUUGUGCGUCGAUCUCGACAUCUACCUGACCAACGAGCCCUGUGUAAUGUGCUCGAUGGCGAUCCUUCACUCGAGGUUUCGGCGAUGCAUCUUCGCUAAGCGCAUGCCGCUCACUGGCGGGAUGACGUCCGAUACAGCAGAAGGAUACAUGCCGCUGCAGGGCGGGUUGAAGCAUGGCAUGUUCUGGCGACCGAGCGAGCUGAACUGGAAGUUCCUGGCCUGGGAGUACAAAGAGGAGGGCGAGCAGGCACAGCCUGAGGGCAUCAAGGACACGCUGCAUGUCUAGAACGGCAUGACGAGGGGAACGGGACCGCAUCGCAUUGGAUAUGAAGCAUUACACGGCGUAUUGGAUUACAUGUUGUGUCGAGUACAGUCAGGAGGCCAUGGAUUAUGGAGCAUGAGAUACCCACAUAUAGAUUACACGCUCGGACGCAAAACCAAUGGAACGC
Molecule: messenger RNA, 1527 nt
Organism: Didymella exigua CBS 183.55
Lineage: Eukaryota; Fungi; Ascomycota; Dothideomycetes; Pleosporales; Didymellaceae
Exons: 2
Coding region: 75-1364 (429 amino acids)
Cellular component (GO): cytoplasm; nucleus
Molecular function (GO): tRNA-specific adenosine-34 deaminase activity
Source: RefSeq, a predicted model, not a curated record